CUGCGCUUUACGGCAGGACGUGACGGUGAGGGAGAGCGACAGCGGAGCGCGGGAAGUCUGGGAGCAGCGGCCCGGGACGCGGAGCAGCAGCAGCAGCAGCAGCAUGCCCUGGCCUCACCCCCUGUGAUGAACGUGUCCGUGCGGCUGCUCCGCAGGGCCAGCAUGCUGCCCCAGCCCUGGCGCUGCUUCUCGCGGGCCGCGGAGGAGGUGGCGCUGCAGAGGAUCCGCAAGGUGCUGUGCGUGGCCGAGAAGAACGAUGCUGCCCGGGGCAUCGCCGAGCUGCUCUCCAACAGGAGGAUGCGGCGGCGAGAAGGGUUUUCCAAGUUCAACAAAAUCUAUGAAUAUGACUACCAGAUGUUUGGCCAGAACGUUACCAUGGUGAUGACAUCCGUGUCAGGACAUUUACUGGCUCAUGAUUUUAUCAUGCCAUUUCGCAAAUGGCAUAGCUGCAACCCUUUAGCUCUUUUUGAUGCUGAAAUUGAGAAGUAUUGCCCUGAAAAUUACCUGGAUAUCAAGAGAACCCUUGAACGAGAAAUCCAGCAGUGCCAAGCCCUGGUGAUCUGGACUGACUGCGACCGAGAAGGAGAGAACAUUGGCUUUGAGAUCAUCCACGUGUGCAGAGCUGUAAAGCCAAACCUGCAGGUGUUCCGAGCACGGUUCUCUGAGAUCACCCCUCACGCUGUCAGGGCCGCCUGUGAGAACCUCACCCAGCCCGACCAGAGAACCAGCGACGCCGUGGACGUCAGGCAGGAGCUGGACCUCAGGAUAGGUGCUGCCUUCACCAGAUUCCAGACACUGAGGCUGCGGAAGAUCUUCCCUGAUAUUUUAGCAGAUCAGCUGAUCAGCUAUGGCAGCUGCCAGUUCCCCACACUGGGAUUUGUAGUUGAACGCUUUAAAGCCAUCCAGGCUUUUGUUCCUGAAGCCUUCUACAAAAUUAAAGUGACCCACGACCAUGAGGACGGCAGCGUGGUCUUCAACUGGAAGAGGAACCGGCUCUUCAAUCACACGGCGUGCCUGGUCCUUUACCAGAUGUGUAUGGAGGAUCCGGUAGCGACUGUUGUUGAUGUUGUGAGCAAGCCAAAGAGCAAAUGGAGGCCCCUGCCCCUGGACACUGUGGAACUGGAAAAAUUGGCUUCCCGCAAACUGAAAAUAAAUGCAAAGGAAACAAUGACAAUAGCAGAAAAACUCUAUACUAAAGGGUUCAUUAGUUACCCUCGAACUGAGACCAACAUUUUCCCCAAGGAGCUGAACCUGUCUGCCUUGGUAGAACAGCAAACACAGGACCCAAACUGGGGAGGGUUUGCACAAAGGAUUUUGGAUGAGGGUGGGCCAACUCCUCGGAGUGGAACCAAAUCUGAUCAGGCUCACCCUCCCAUUCACCCCACAAAAUAUGCCAGCAACCUGCAGGGCAAUGAGCAGAGACUCUACGAGUUCAUCGUGCGCCACUUCCUGGCUUGCUGCUCUCAAGAUGCCAAAGGACAGGAAACAACCGUGGAGAUCGACAUUGCCAACGAGCAAUUCAUUGCUCAGGGACUCAUGAUCCUGGCCAGAAAUUACCUGGAAGUGUAUCCUUAUGACAAGUGGAGUGAUAAGGUUAUCCCUCUGUAUCAUAAAGGGUCUCGUUUUCAGCCCACCACGGUGGAGAUGGUGGAUGGGGAAACCAGUCCUCCCCUGCUCCUCACAGAAGCAGAUCUCAUUGCUCUCAUGGAAAAACACGGCAUUGGGACUGAUGCCACCCACGCCGAGCACAUCGAGACAAUCAAGACGCGCAUGUACGUGGGGCUGACGGCGGAUCAGCGCUUCCUGCCCGGCCAGCUGGGCAUGGGGCUGGUGGAAGGUUAUGAUUCCAUGGGCUACGAGAUGUCCAAGCCUGACCUUCGAGCUGAGCUGGAGGCUGAUCUAAAAUUGAUCUGUGAGGGGAAGAAAGACAAAUCUGUAGUGUUGCAGCAGCAGGUCCAGAAGUACAAGCAAGUCUUCAUUGAAGCUGUGGCCAGAGCCAACAAGUUGGACCAGGCCCUGGCUCAGUAUCUGGGAGAAGCUGCAGAAGUUCCAGAGCAGGAUGAGGUGUACCCAGCCAUGCCCCUUUCUGUUCGGAAAUGUCCCCAGUGCAACAGUGACAUGGUCCUGAAGACCAGGAAGAAUGGCGGGUUCUACCUCAGCUGCAUGGGCUAUCCAGCCUGUAAAACUGCAGUCUGGUUCCCUGAUUUUGUGGUGGAUGUGACCAGGGAUGACAGCAUCUGUGAUGUGUGUAAACCCCAUCCAGUUCACAGACUGAAGUUUAAAUUCAAGAAGGGCAGCGUUCCCCCUGUGAUGCCCCUGGAGUUCGUUGGCUGCAUUGGAGGCUGUGAUGAGAUGCUGAAAGAGCUUUUGGACCUCAAGUACUUGCACAGAUCAUCCCAACCUGCACCAUCCACCCCCCAACCCGGGCACCACCUGCAGGCCAACCACUCCCUGAACAGAUCCAGCAGCGAGACCAGGCAAGCCAGGGGGACCUCAGACCAGGCACGGGGACACCUGCUCUCCAUCAACUCCUCCAGGACCCCCAGGGCUGCUCCUCCAGCUGCUCCUGCAGCUGCUGCAGACGAUGGCAAUGCUGUGGUGUGCAACUGUGGCAGCGAGGCGCUGCUGCUGACCGUGCGCAAGGACGGCCCCAACAAGGGCCGCCAGUUCUACAAGUGCGGCUCCGGCUCCUGCAACUUCUUCCUCUGGGCUGACGAGCAGCCACAGGACAGAGGCAGCUCCACGCCGCUCCAGCCCGCUGCUGCAAGAAGCCCAGCAGGAUUCCAGAGGCCAGGAGGAGGCAGGGAGCCCCUGGGAAGCAGCAGCUGGGACGCUGGAGGUGGCGGUGGCACGGUGUGCAGGUGUGACCAGCCCGCGGUGAUGCGCACCGUGCAGAAGGACGGCCCCAACAAGGGGAGGCAGUUCCACACCUGCCCCAAGCCCCGCGAGCAGCAGUGUGGCUUCUUCCAGUGGGCAGAUGAGAACGUGGCACCAGGCCCUUCUGGAAAUGACUCUUUGAACCACUUUGGCAGCAAUGGCAACUCCAGAGGCUUUGGAAGCAAGGCCAAGAGACCAGGCAAUCUCUCCUCAGUAUCUGCUGCCAAGAAGCCACGGACCUGCAGCAUUUGCCACCAGCCUGGGCACACGAGGAAAACCUGUCCUCAGAACCACUGAGCUGGGAUGGAGCUCUGAGAGCCUGCAAGGACCAGGAAUGUGAACUCUGCACAAGGAACUGGACUUUGGGAACAAGCCCCUUGAGUGAUUUUUGGAGAAGCUGGCUGCAGGCUGCUCCUGCCAAGGGAUGCCAUUUGUUUCAGCAAGGGUUCAGCCAGCUUGGAAAAGUGGUUCCACUGCCAGGUUUUGUUUCCAGCUCCUCUUCUGCUGAGCAGUUUGGGAAGGUCUGAACAUUUCAAGGAAGCACUUGGAAGCUGAGUCUGUGGAGAAAACUGCACUGCAUCAUCCCCUGCACCAUCCUGGUGUUGUUCCUGGCCUCUCCACGCAGGGAAAAGCUGGAUCAGACACCAGGGCUGCCAAGCUCUGCUCAGGCCCUGCCUUUCCACAGUGUGGAAUUUGAGUUCCCUUCUCAGUUGAUGUUAUCUGAGCAACAUUCCCCUUAUUGUCACCCUUACCUGGGUUGUGAAGGAGGGUCAGGUGCUGAGGAGCAGGAUCUGGUGCUGGCCUUGGGAGGAGCUCAGCUGCAGUGCUCAGGAAAAGCCCUCAUUUUAGAUGGUUCCUGAAUUUGAGGAGGCAAGUUCUUCCUCAAACUUUGAGACAUGCCUUUGUGAUGCUGCUAGCUGAUCAAAGUUAUUUUUGUCAAAUUAAAUGAGUUUCUUAUUAAAAUAUUAUUUAAAUUUGAUGCAGUGACACCUUAGCUUUCCCUAAUUAUUUCUUCCUACAUCAAAUAGUGAAGCUUUUACUGUGAAAGCAUCCAGCCAAAUCUUGCUCUUUCCAAUCACUGGAACAAUAGAGGAGCUUUCUUGGCAGAAACUCCCCACAGCAAUUUAGAAGUGAGCUACAAAGAGAUGGGAAAAAGUUUUUAUCUCACCAGCUGCAUCUGCUGAUCUGGGACAGACAGACAGAGCUGGCUGAGCUGAAGAGAAGCUCUGUUUUCCUGUUCUGGGUUCAGACUGAACUCCCUGGGAAGCCAGGCUGCCUCUUCCCUCGCUGCUGGGGCUUCCUCUGUUCAUCAGAGGAGGGAAUCUGCAGGAUUGCUGUGUACUCUGCUGCCAGGAGCUCCAGUGCUGCUCAGGGUCCUGCACAGAGCAGUUCCUGGGGCCAGCACUGAGGGGAUGGGCUGGAGCCCUUGGAGGGCAGCUGGAAGCAGAGCCCACAGCUCUGAAAGAGAGCCUGAACCCCUGCAGCAGUCCAUUGCUGUCAGGCCUAAAUCCAUGCAGACAGCCAGGAGAAUUUGGGUUGCAUUUCCCUGUAGCCCUCACUCCCACCAUCAACAGCCGUGGCCUAAAAAUAGCCUGGGCUGAAAUACCAACAUGACAAGGUUUGGAAUGCAGUCACUGAGCCAAGGCAGGGCAGCAGCCUGGCCAGACACCUUGGAAUGGCAGCAGCUGUGCAGGACACAGGGAGAGGUUAAACCUUGCUGCUGGAUCAGCCAGGAGCAGCUUUAGGAGUCUCAGCCUGGGCAAUGCUCAGCUGAGCCCUGGAAGUGGUACAAGCUCAGUGUCCAGACAGCUCCCACACUGCAGCCAGGCACUCUGUGGGUCCAGGGCUUUGGAAGAGGAGGAGGAGGAUGAGGAAGACUGUGCAGGAUGGGAUCUAACCAUCACCAAGCUCUCCAGGACAUGCCCUAGGUCGUUCCCAGGAAGGCCACACAGCUGAGGAGUCACUUCAACCCUUAGCAGGGGAAAGGAGACAAAGGAGAGCUGACAGCAGAGAACCAGUGUGCACAGGGAAGGUUUAUUCUCAUCACUAACACCUGGGAAGUGGUUUGGAGGAACAAAGGAAUUGUCAGACUGGGAGGAAAAUCAGGUUUUUUUCCUCCCAUAAACAAGAUGGUAGCUGUAAAGAAAACUAAACCACAACAGCUGCUCACAGUGAAGUCCACAGGAUUUCUCCAGCUCCACCCACGAGCAAAACCAGCUCUUCCCAUUAAAUACAAGAAUAAAUUGCUUUUCUCUGGGACUAGAGCCAGACCAAACCCUACUAGCAGCCACUCAAAGGAAAAGAAAAAAACCAACAAAAUAC
Messenger RNA from Melospiza georgiana, 5199 nucleotides. It is a transcript of the gene TOP3A, whose product is annotated as DNA topoisomerase III alpha. Gene Ontology annotation, biological process: DNA topological change. The transcript is spliced from 20 exons. Gene Ontology annotation, cellular component: nucleus; chromosome. Gene Ontology annotation, molecular function: zinc ion binding; DNA topoisomerase type I (single strand cut, ATP-independent) activity; DNA binding. The record is from RefSeq and is a predicted model, not a curated record. The coding region runs from base 127 to 3174 and encodes 1015 amino acids. NCBI's taxonomy places the organism in Eukaryota, Metazoa, Chordata, Aves, Passeriformes, Passerellidae.